GACGUUGUUUUGUCGCUUAAUUACCAUCCCGCAGAUCGCGAUCCUCCGUCGACACCGCGCGCAAGCGUCCAUUCAAAAAUAAUCUCCGCCGAGAGCGCGAAGCCCUCGACGCCGCCAGCUCAGUGCGUAUUUUAUCAGGUUCAAAUAUCUUCGCAGCAUCGAGACGGCCGGUGUACCUUUCCCGCAAAAGGGCCUACAGUUUGUUUCUCCGUUAACAGGCUGGUUACGGUUCGCGAGGUACUCGCUAAAGUUAAUUGUGAGUGUUUGAGAGUGCUGCAGGGGUUCAACAUGCGUCUCGUUUUGGUGGUGCUCUUCUCUCUCCUCUUCGCUACCGUGAACUCAAAGCCUGAUACUUUUGAGGACACGUAUGGAGAUGCAGUGGACGACGAAAAUAAAAAUAUCCAAAAUGACGAUUACGACGAUUAUGCUAACAGGGAAGAAACGCCGGAUGUUGGGGACGAAGUUGUUGAAAGGAACGAGGUCACUCCAGAGUUCCGGACAAAACCUCAGAUUUUUGUUGCACGUAUAGGCGAAGUGAUUCGAUUGCCAUGCGAGAUAACCAAUCAAGACAUGGUUCUCGUGUGGAGGAAAGAUGAUUCGGAGCUCUUAUAUCAGGGUGACAUUGCUAUGAAACAAUUUCCCAAUGUAAAAAAGACCAGCGAGGGCUUAGAGGUAAACGUAACGUCAGAUAGGGACUAUGGCAAAUACACCUGUCAAAUGAUGGUCUCGGAAGACAGCAGUCCAAAAAUAACGCAUAUGGUUGUACCUCCAACUCCACCGGUAAUAAAUUCCAUUCGAACCCCCAACAAUAACACAGAGUUCAGCAUUGGAGGUACUCUAGAAUUGCAGUGCAUCGCCACCGGCAACCCUAAGCCCAAAAUUUCAUGGCACAAAGACGGCAAAAGAAUAGAACCCACCGGGGAGAAUAUCACGAUCCCAAAUCUAAAACCUCACAACGCUGGUCUCUACGUAUGUUUGGCAGAUAACAACGUCCUCAAACCUGCUCAUAAACAUAUUGAAAUUUUUAUUGAACAUAAGCCUGUAGUAACAAUUGACAAGUAUUUGAUAAACUCGAACCAUGAAGAGGAUGUUGAGCUAAAAUGCAUCGUUCACGCCUACCCGGUACCAGUCGUGAGUUGGAAGAAAGGCGGUAUGAAUAUCAAAGAAGAUCCACCCAAGGUCAUGCUGAAACGCCACCAAAACAAUGUGGAGAAUCUCCUGAUAAUCAGCAAUUUGACCGAAGCUGAUUUUGGGGAAUACACGUGUUCGGCGUCGAACAAAUUUGGAAAGGUGGAUAAAACCGUGGGUCUCGUAAAAGUUCCGGUGGUGCAGGGCUUCGUCAAGCCUGAGAAGACGAAUAAGGACGUCGUCCUAACUUGGAAAGUUCAAUCGAAACCCCCUGUCACAGAGCACUCGUUUCAGUACAGGAAAAAAGGGGAAGAAGAUUGGAAGAACAUUAAGCCUGAAGUAAGCUAUGAUGAACAGAACGACACAUACACCAUAAAGGGCACAUUGAAGGGUCUUGAACCAGGCAGCUACGAAACGAGGGCCCGUUCCCGAAAUACCCACGGAUGGUCAAGCUAUUCCGAUAUAAUGCCCUUCGAAGGAGUUUUGGCUAAACACAGCUCGCACCAUAAACCACACCACAAAAAACACCCCAAAGGGAAAGACGUGAGAGAAAAACAAGCAGUUCCUACCACACAAGUCACACCUGCACAGCAUCAAGAGAAUGAAGCAUCUGUAGAAGAAGAACAAGUUGUUUCUGCCACACAUGUCACACAUGCACAGCAUCAAGAGAAUGAAACAGUUGUAGGAGCAUCUCAGAGGAGCGGAUGUGCAACGGCGCUAUCCUCGAUAUAUCUGACGAGCAUAGCGCUGCUGGCUUUAUGCUGCCGACAGUGAGACUGCUACGAGAACGACGUACAAGUGAAAUCUUCCACGCACUAAGUAGCUUAAAUACAAGAAGAAAAACCAAAGUAUUUAAUUCGUUUAGAAAAUAAGUAAAUUAUGCAAAAAAAGUUAUUUCGCGACCUAAGCCCUCUCUCACUUUAAACCCGUGUAAAUACUUUGUCCUUUACUGUGUUGUUCAAUUACCCCCUCCCUUCCGAUUCGGUUCGCGGAUUCAGAUCGACUAAAAUCUCGUAGCAAAUCGGUUUUGCUGUAUUUUUUUAGUGAAAACGACUCUGUGAUCUGUUUGUUGUUGAAAUGGGAAAUUUAAAAUUCAUUGUCGCAGCAGAUUUUUCGGUUCACUCGCAACAGGACAAUCUUAGAUGCCAUACAAUUUUCUUUAAUAUAUUUAUACAUUGGCGAAGUGAACUUAAAUGUUUUAAGUUACCUGUAAUGUUACAUAUGGACUUAAUAUGAAUAUUUUUUUACUUAAUAGGUUCGGUCAGUAUUUGUUUACUAGAUUUUCCCUCUCGAAAUUUAUCCAGACCGUGUAGUUCCCCUCUAGUCCGGUUUUCGAUUGAAUCCUGUUCACGUAGGUUUUAUUUAGUCGAUAAAAUGUGGCAAAUCAUAUAUUGAGAUAGUUUUAUGUAUAUUGAAAUAAUUUUGGAAUAUACGUGUAUUUUUUUACGUUAUGUUCCGUUUAUAUUCCAAGGUUAUUAACUUGCAGAUUUUUAGAUAUAAAUGUACAUAUUUUGUUUAUUUUCGUGUGAGUGACGUAUUUAUAUUUUAUUACGUAUUUAAUACCACAAUGCCUAACGAAGUUCCCUACGUUUUAAAACAGAACCGAACAAGAACGUUUUUUUUUAACACCGCGAUUAAUAUUUUUUUAACGAAUUAGGGAACUGAUUGUAUGCCUUAUGCUAUAAAAUUUUUAAAGCAGGAACAAAAUCAAAUUUUAUAAAGUUGAAAUUAGAGGAAUUGUUGCUUAAAAUUAAACAAACGUUUACGGGAAAUUCUGAAACGGCGUUUCGAUACACUCUGACCAAAUUUAUCGUACUGCUACUCAGAACAAUCCGACGACAUAUCAGAAUUUUGAAGUCCUUACUGUACAUACAUUUUGAGCCGUGUCAGGAUUUUCCGAAGACGAAAACAUUGUAUAUGUAUGUAUAGAGAAAAUAUAAAAAAUAAUAUAAGCUA
Anoplophora glabripennis (Asian longhorned beetle) is the source of this 3084-nucleotide messenger RNA. RefSeq names its product lachesin. NCBI's taxonomy places the organism in Eukaryota, Metazoa, Arthropoda, Insecta, Coleoptera, Cerambycidae. The transcript is spliced from 10 exons. Gene Ontology annotation, molecular function: axon guidance receptor activity; protein binding. Bases 289 to 1902 code for a protein of 537 amino acids. Gene Ontology annotation, biological process: synapse organization; homophilic cell-cell adhesion. The record is from RefSeq and is a predicted model, not a curated record. Gene Ontology annotation, cellular component: axon; neuronal cell body; plasma membrane.